AUAUGAGUAUGCAGAGAUUAUAAGAAGCAAAACAAGUGUUUGGAGGAAUUAAGGUUUCAUAUAUAACAAAGGUGGUCGUCGUUUAUUUGGUAUCAUGCCCGGUUGGAGACGUGGGAAUUUUCGAUUAUCCAAUGCCUUGUCCAUCGUGGAGCUCUUGGUGGACAUGGAUUGCAAAGGAUGUGAAAAGAAGGUCCGAAGAGCCAUUUCCAAACUCGAUGGGGUGGACAUGGUGGAGAUCGACAUGGAGAAUCAAAAGGUGACGGUGACAGGGUACGUGGACCGGAUGAAGGUUCUGAGGACGGUGAGAAGGACAGGACGGACGGCCGAAUUCUGGCCAUUCCCGUACAACGGAGAGUACACUUAUCCGUACGCCUCCGAGUACGUGGACCAGCAGACAGCAUUCAACGGUUACUCUCCCGACAGCAAACCUCAUUCCAACAUCUUGGACGAGAAGACCCUUUAUCAUCUCUUCAGCGACGACAACGUUCAUGCAUGCGCCAUUAUGUGAUUGUGAUUUAGCAUUUCAUAUAUUGUGUUUUUUUUUUCCGUUGUUUUGUCUGUUUAUUCUUUAAUUUAUUGUUCUUAUUAAAUA
Molecule: messenger RNA, 592 nt
Organism: Tarenaya hassleriana
Lineage: Eukaryota; Viridiplantae; Streptophyta; Magnoliopsida; Brassicales; Cleomaceae
Product: heavy metal-associated isoprenylated plant protein 20
Exons: 3
Coding region: 95-508 (137 amino acids)
Molecular function (GO): metal ion binding
Source: RefSeq, a predicted model, not a curated record